CUGGAGGAAAGUGGGAUGCCUAUGAAUGACAGCCAGUAUGCAAUACUGACCUCCAAGAUAGGCUACAAGAAGGAGGGGAUGAGUUACCAGGACUUCACCUCAGGAUUUGAAGAAGGUAAGCUGAGUGGACUGGAAACAGUUCCGCUGCAGCCACGCACUUCCUCAAAAACAAAUUUGGACGAGUACUUCAUAUCGGCUGAAGAAUGCCUGAGGCUCUUCCCCAAGAAGCUGAAGGAGUUGUACCGGGACCCCUACUCUGCCUUCUUUAAGGUAGACACGGACAUGGAUGGCCUAAUCAACAUGAAUGAUCUUCACAAAUUGCUACAGCAGCUACAGCUCUACAUGAAGGACAGCGAGUAUGAACGCUUCCUCGGCCUCCUGGGCUUGAGACUUAGCCUCACUCUAAACUUCCGAGAGUUUGAGAACCUGUGUGAGCAGAAACCCUGGAAAUCAGAUGAGGCACCUCAAAGGCUCAUUAGAUAUAAACAGAGGGUUGCAGAUUCCGAGCUAGCCUGUGAGCAGGCCCAUCAGUAUCUCAUGGUCAAAGCCAAAACCAGAUGGGCAGACCUAUCCAAGAAUUUCAUAGAGACGGAUAAUGAGGGCAAUGGAAUUCUUCGGCGAAGGGACAUCAAGAAUGCACUGUACGGCUUUGAUAUCCCCCUCACCCCAAGGGAAUUUGAGAAGCUUUGGCAAAACUACGACAUCGAGGGAAGGGGUUACAUCACAUACCAAGAGUUUCUGCAGAGACUAGGCAUUCGAUACUCCUCGAAGACCCACCGACCCUACAAGGAAGACUAUUUCAACUUCCUGGGUCACUUCACAAAGCCUAAGCAGAUCCAGGAAGAAAUGCAGGAGCUGCAGCAGACGAUUGAUAGGGAGAAGCUCAUGGACCAUUAUGAAGAGAUCAGCAAGUCACUCAACAUGCUAGAAAAAUCUAAGACGGGCGCUGUGUCCCUCUGCAAGGUGCAGAAGGUGCUGCAGGACUGUGGGUAUCCCCUGAAGGAAGAGGAGCUCAUCUACCUUCUGAAGAGCUUGAGCAUCAGUGUGCAUAAUAAUUGCAUCGAUCCCCUCGACUUCUUGAGAGCACUUGAGACCAAUAAGACAAGCAAAGCUCCGCCAAAAGAAAAAGAAAAAGAAGAAAGCAUACCGCCACCAAUCAACUUUUCCAAGCUGAACCCUGAGGAGGUGGUGAAGAGCGUGCAGGUGGUGGUGGACGCCUCCCAGCCUGCUUUGUUUAAGGCAUUUUCUGCAAUAGAUAAAGAGGACACGGGGUUCGUGAAGGCUAUGGACUUUGGAGAUGUCCUGAAGAGUUUCUGUCAGAAGCUAACAGAUAACCAGUAUCAUUAUUUUCUGAGGAAAUUAAAGAUUCAUCUAACACCCAACAUACACUGGAAAUACUUCCUGGAGAACUUCGACUCCUUCCUGGAGGAGACUGCUGAUGAGUGGGCAGAGAAGAUGCCCAAGGUCCUGGCCCCCACAGCUCCCAAAGAAAUGGCCAACAGAGACAUCUUGACACGAGUGCACAAGGCAGUGGCUUCCCACUAUCACGUCAUUGCCCAGGAGUUUGAGAACUUCGACACCACGAAAAGCAACACAGUCUCCAGAGAUGAGUUCAGAUCCGUGUGCACCCGCCAUGUGCAGAUCCUGACCGAUGAGCAGUUUGACAGGCUGUGGGGCGAGAUGCCGGUCAAUGCCAAGGGGAGGCUCAAGUACCAGGACUUCCUCAGCAGAUUCAGCACUGAUAGGGAACCCUCACCACCCAUGGCUGCUGGCGACUCUGGAGACUCCACCAUGGCCCAGAGGGGAAGCAGUGCCCCCGAUGUCUCCCAAGCAACCAGAUCAACCCUCUGCUCUCCUCCUCGGGACUCCAAGGCGGGGCUGAAAUCCCGGAGUCAUCCCUGUACACCAGUGGGCACCCCACCCCUGCAGAACUGUGAGCCCAUUGAGAGCAAGCUCCGCAAGCAGAUCCAGGGCUGCUGGCGCGAGCUCCUGAAGGAAUGCAAGGAGAAGGACAGUGACAAGCAAGGGAGCAUUACUGCAGCAGAAUUCCUGGCUAUCGUGGAGAAGUUCAAGCUGGACAUCAGCAAGGAGGAAAGCCAGCAGCUCAUUGUCAAGUAUGACCUGAAGGACAACGGCAAGUUCGCCUACUGUGACUUCAUUCAGAGCUGCGUUCUCUUGCUGAAGGCCAAGGAGACCUCACUGAUGCGGAGGAUGAGGAUCCAGAAUGCAGACAAAAUGAAAGAAGCUGGUGCAGAGACGCAGUCCUUUUACUCAGCCUUGCUGAGGAUUCAGCCCAAGAUUGUUCACUGCUGGAGGCCCAUGCGACGUACCUUCAAGGCCUAUGAUGAGAACGGGACAGGGCUUCUGAGUGUGGCUGACUUCAGGAAGGUGCUGCGGCAGUACAGCAUCAACCUGUCAGAGGAGGAGUUCUUCCAUGUUCUGGAGUACUAUGACAAGUCAUUGUCAUCCAAGAUUUCCUACAAUGACUUCCUGCGCGCCUUCCUGCAGUAG
Cricetulus griseus (Chinese hamster) is the source of this 2511-nucleotide messenger RNA. The record is from RefSeq and is a predicted model, not a curated record. NCBI's taxonomy places the organism in Eukaryota, Metazoa, Chordata, Mammalia, Rodentia, Cricetidae.